Molecule: messenger RNA, 720 nt
Organism: Penicillium digitatum Pd1
Lineage: Eukaryota; Fungi; Ascomycota; Eurotiomycetes; Eurotiales; Aspergillaceae
Source: RefSeq, a predicted model, not a curated record
AUGAUCAGCCCGGUUGUACAAUUCCACGGGAAGUGGCCAUUCCGUAGGCUCCUAGGGAUGCAGGAGCCCUUCUCGGUGCUCUUCUCCUUCUUCAACUUCGCUGCCCACUGGCAUGGCAUGUCUCGUAUUCAAGAGUCUAUCCCCGCCUGGCACUCGCUCCGCCCAUAUUACAUGAUGUUUGGAUACGCUGGACUUGCAAGCUGGAGUUUCAGCAUGAUAUUCCAUAUGCGUGAUUUCCCCCUGACGGAGAAGCUGGACUACUGGGCGGCUGGCGCUAGUGUGCUGUACGGUCUCUACCUUGCUGUUGUUCGAAUUUUCCGCCUGGACCUCGAGUAUCCUCCAUACCGGCCAACCCUACGUCGGCUUUGGACUGCUGUCUGCGUUCUGCUGUACACAUUGCACGUGUCUUAUCUUACCUUCUGGUCUUGGGACUACACUUACAAUAUGAUGGCGAACGUAGUCGUUGGCAUUAUUCAAAACCUCUUGUGGACCGGUUUUAGUAUCUUCCGAUACCAAAGACAUUUGAAAUCUUGGACCGCCUGGCCUGGUAUGAUUGUGGCGUGGAUAAUCAUGGCUAUGAGUUUAGAGUUGCUCGAUUUUCCCCCUUGGAAUGGGUUGAUCGACGCGCACAGUCUCUGGCAUCUGGGUACAGUGGUCCCCGCUGUUUGGUGGUAUUCGUAUGUCAUCCCUCCGUUUGCACGACAUAUUUUGUUCCCAUGA